AUGACAAAGCCCAACUUCGAACUGUUCGUUAACAUAAAUGAGGCUAUUGGAAAACUAAAAAGUUUCAACUUCCCCAACCUGAAGAACCUCAUCUCCAGCAGCGCCCAGGACUUCCCAGAAAAGGUUAAACAGAGUUUAAGGGUCAUAGGGAAUAGCAGCAAUAUAAUGUUCAUCAAUAAAAAGACGACGAUCCUAACGCAUAGCAACUCCGAAUGUGUAAAAAGCUUGCUACUGAAUGUUGUAAAGAAUCAAAUGAAGCACGUGAGUGUGUACUUUACCUGCACAGAACAUAUCUGUAAGGACUACUUAAAGAAGGACAAAAAAUUCGACGAUAAGUUUGUUGAAGAUUUGCAGAGGGAACAUAUUCAAGUAACCAAAAUUGACCUUGACAACGUUAAGGAUGUAUUAAACACAAUCGAUUUUGUGGUCAUAGGAACAGAACUCGUAAUCGACAAUGGAGGAAUUAUUAACAAGAAAGGUAUUAAACAGCUAGCCGAAUUGUGUACAUCAAAUAAAAAAGAAUUUUAUGAGUUUUACUCGUAUUGUACGGAAAAUACAGCUAGCGAAGGUAGAAAUUUGUAUGAAUUUCUUCCCCACCAUUUUAUUACUCUUUUUUACACAGACAUUGGAAUUUUCCCCCCCUCAGCAAUUUCGUACGAACUGAACAAAUUGUACAUCAACGAUGUUAACUGA
Messenger RNA from Plasmodium cynomolgi strain B, 693 nucleotides. RefSeq names its product translation initiation factor eIF-2B alpha subunit. Gene Ontology annotation, cellular component: eukaryotic translation initiation factor 2B complex. The transcript is spliced from 3 exons. Gene Ontology annotation, biological process: translational initiation. The coding region runs from base 1 to 693 and encodes 230 amino acids. Lineage: Eukaryota; Apicomplexa; Aconoidasida; Haemosporida; Plasmodiidae. Gene Ontology annotation, molecular function: translation initiation factor activity; guanyl-nucleotide exchange factor activity. The record is from RefSeq and is a predicted model, not a curated record.